AUGACACCACCAAAGGAAACUAAUAAAGUUCCAAUAGCACAUCCUAAAGAAAUGGAGAUCCAUGAACUGUGUGACCAACUUAUACAGAAAGCUCCAACAGCUAAACUGACCAAGCAGAAGAAUGAAAAAAUGAACGGGAAAAUAUUUGAAAUUAGCAUCAUAAAAACAUAUGAAUGUGUAAAGCCCACUGGUAAUGCCAGCGCAAUCCUGAGAAACCAGAACAAAGCUAGAGGCAUCACGGUUCCUGAUCUCCAACUUUACUACAAAGCUAUACUGAUCAAAACAUAUGAUACUGCCUUAAAACAGACACAGAGACCAAUGGAACGGAAUCAAGAGCCCGGAAAUGAGCCGGUGCGUAGGCUCAGCUGCUGCCGGAGGAGGCGGGGAGACUCCUCGGGGGUCCAAGGCGUCUCUUCCCUAAAUGACCUGGAACCAUCAAAGGCUCCUGACGGGUCUUGGCGUAACGUUCGGCGGAGACACCAAAAGCCCGAGCAGCAAGAGCGAAGCGGCUGCGCGCGAGACCCUCCCCCGGCCCCGGCCCCGGCCCCGCAAGGAUCGACCCGGUGGGACGCGGCGUCUGCACCUCAUCCCAGGCCCAGCGCUCGCGACGAGCUCCUGAAGCCUGACGCAAGCGAGCCAAAUAGUCUCAUUAAAAAUGGGCAAAGGACCCGCACAGACCUGCAGCCCCCACCGCCCAGCAGGGUCACCCCGCCCCCCACUGCCCAGCAGGGUCACCCCCCCACCGCCCAGCAGGGCCCCCCCCACCGCCCAGGAGGGGCCCCCCAGCCCCACCGCCCAGCAGGGUCACCCCGCCCCCCACCGCCCAGCAGGGCCCCCCAAGCCCCACCGCCCAGCAGGGUCACCCCCCCACCCAGCAGGGGCCCCCCCACGGCCCAGCAGGGCCCCCCCAGCUCCACUGCCCAGCAGGGCCCCCCCCACCACCGCCUGCGGGAACCCAGAGGCUGCGCCGCGGCCGGGCUGUAUGGGCCUGACCCGCAGCACCACCAGCUGCUUCUGCGGUCCCCCCUGGGUACACCGUCUCGAAGACACACGUGCACCUCCGGGGUCACUGCACAGUUGCCACGACGUGGGUCCACUGAUGGGUCAACGGAUGAGGAAAGUGUGGUGGACACUUGCCGCCCACGACGAUGGACAAUAUGUGCCAAUAUGUGCCAUGUCUGUGCAACAGAAUACCUUCAACCACAAGGGAUGAAACAUGCUACGACAUGGAUGAACCUUGAAAACCUCAUGCUACGUGAAAGGAGCCAGUCACCUAAAUGUGCAACAUGA
Messenger RNA from Canis lupus familiaris (dog), 1290 nucleotides. Its product is annotated as proline-rich protein HaeIII subfamily 1-like. The transcript is spliced from 5 exons. Bases 1 to 1290 code for a protein of 429 amino acids. The record is from RefSeq and is a predicted model, not a curated record. NCBI's taxonomy places the organism in Eukaryota, Metazoa, Chordata, Mammalia, Carnivora, Canidae.